Messenger RNA from Erythranthe guttata (spotted monkey flower), 638 nucleotides. RefSeq names its product auxin-induced protein X15. The record is from RefSeq and is a predicted model, not a curated record. Gene Ontology annotation, biological process: response to auxin. NCBI's taxonomy places the organism in Eukaryota, Viridiplantae, Streptophyta, Magnoliopsida, Lamiales, Phrymaceae.
AUUGAAACCACUCUCACCCACCCUUUCCCUCAAUGCAAUAGUCAAGAAAUUAAAUCAUUAAAUUAGCCCCCUCUUGAUAUAUAAUUUGCCCCUCCAACUCCAACCAAACCCUAAAACUCAAAUUAAUUAUAUUUCCCACACAAAAAAAAAAUGUUGGGCAAGAAACUAGGUUCAAUGAAGAAACUAGCCAAGAAGGUCAACAUGCAGCCGCGACAACCGCGACCACACUACGAAUGCUUGCUCGGGGAUGGCGGCACCGCCACGACGACUACACCCACCGGAACUUUCCCUGUUUACGUUGGCGAACAUAGAGAGAGAUUUGUGGUCCCCACGAGCUAUCUCUCGCACCCUUUGUUCAAGAUUUUGUUGGAGAAGGCCUAUGACGAGUUCGGAUUCGAUCAAAGAAACGGCCUUGUUGUACCAUGCAGCGUCGUUGCAUUUCAAGAAGUGAUUUGUGCAGUGGAGUGCUGCAAUCGGAAAUUCGACUUCGGUAAAUUGGUAGAGGAGUUUCUUUAAACUUUUUUUAGGUAGCAGAUUAAAUAGAUCUAUCAUAGGAACACAAUAUUAGGACUUUUUAGGUGUACAAUUUCAAGCUACGACUUAAUUAGUGCAAAAUCAAUAUAUUUCUUUUUUUUUGG